Messenger RNA from Seriola dumerili (greater amberjack), 1436 nucleotides. Its product is annotated as endonuclease domain-containing 1 protein-like. The record is from RefSeq and is a predicted model, not a curated record. Bases 103 to 990 code for a protein of 295 amino acids. NCBI's taxonomy places the organism in Eukaryota, Metazoa, Chordata, Actinopteri, Carangiformes, Carangidae. The transcript has 2 exons. Gene Ontology annotation, molecular function: metal ion binding; hydrolase activity; nucleic acid binding.
GUUACAAAGACUUAUUCAAUCAUUUGUAGCAGCUCACAGAAGGAUAUCCGACAUAUCAUCUCGUCAAAGUGACCGACAGACAGAGACAGAGACGUCCUAACCAUGGCGUUUUGGGUGCAGACGGCUUUCCUGCUUAUCAACAUAAUAGCAUCAGCAGUAAGAGGGAGAGUGGAAAAAGAGCUGUCUCCAGAGUGCAGAGAAUUCCUCUACAUGGGAACACCACCGACAGGGCUGCAGCACCACUCCCUCCAGUUCAUUUGUCAACGUUACAACAAGAAGCCACGAUAUGUGACACUGUACAACACUGUGGACCGUAUACCUGUCUACUCUGCCUACACCUUCAAACGCUCAGAUGGGGAGAAAUGCGUGGAUGUGCCUUGGAUGUAUGAACCUCAGCUAUCCACAUUGUCUGAUACAGAUGAGAUGCAGCCCUUCCCACGUGGUUACAUGCACAUGAACUUUGAAGACACCCAAGCUGUUCUGGAUGACUAUACAAAUGCCAUCAUCUACGAACGGGGUACCCUCAACCCAGAUGAGCAUCAGGACGAGCCUGAAGACAAGGCCUCCACCUACACCCUCACUAAUGUCGUGCCCAUUGUGCCCGACUUCAACAACAGGGUCUGGAACAAACAGGAACACAUCAUCCGCAAACGGCUUAACAACUACUGCCAUGGAACAGCUUACAUUGUCACAGGUAUCACCACCUCAGGGAAGAUGAUCCGCCGGCAAAACAUCAAUCGCAUUGCAGUGCCCAUGUACUUGUGGUCAGCUUAUUGCUGCGUUGACUUCGACCACAACGCCCCUUACGACGAGCGCUAUAAGUUCCCCUCUUUUGCUCACUAUGGCCUCAAUGAGGAGGACAACAACGAGGUGGUGGAAAUCUCUGUCCAGAAGCUGAAGGAGUUCCUCAAGAAGACCACCUUUGUAGACCAGAACUUUCAGAUCUUUGUCAGUGACUGUGUCCCACCUGCAUCAAUUAAAAUCAAAUAAGCAAAUAUUUAGUGAUAAGGAAGCUAUGAGCCAUUGUACCUUAAUAAUCCUGAUCACGUUCUGUUUCUUCUUGUUCAAUAGACCUUUAUCACAGUAGAGUUUGACAUGUCAAGUAUGAAAAGCAUGGGUUUUACUAAAAGCAUUACCUACGGCUAUGUUCAAGUGUCCCAGUAAGCCAUGACAGAGAGCCAGCAUGCACAACACCAGGACCCUGAAACUGAAGAAUUCAACCAUGAUUCAUUUUAUCAUUUAUUCCUGUGCUUUUCUUCCUGUGAAAGAUCAAAAUAUCUUCUGUGACAAAGGUCUAUAGCAUAAAUCACAGAAACCAUGGACUUUGUAUCAGUAGUAACAAUUCAGUCUCUAAGUGUGUAUCACAAGAAACAAUACACAACUGUUAACACUGUUCACUGUUGAUUUAGAAAUAACUGAACAUUAGGCUCACUGAA